Messenger RNA from Poecile atricapillus (Black-capped chickadee), 2214 nucleotides. It is a transcript of the gene THEMIS, whose product is annotated as thymocyte selection associated. The transcript has 7 exons. The record is from RefSeq and is a predicted model, not a curated record. Lineage: Eukaryota; Metazoa; Chordata; Aves; Passeriformes; Paridae. The coding region runs from base 94 to 2154 and encodes 686 amino acids. Gene Ontology annotation, biological process: T cell receptor signaling pathway.
ACCAGGCUGAGGGUGUUGCUGCCUUGAGAGCUUUUCACUGGUCUUUACGUGUCACGCACUACAGCGCACUACAGUACUACAGUGCUGCCGACCAUGGCCUCUACCCUGGAGAAGUUCAUUCAUUCUCUGGACAUCAGAGCCCUUCCCAGAGUCCUUCAAAUCCAGUCAGGCAUCUAUUGUCAAGGCUCUGUCUAUGAGAUGUUUGGAAACGAAUGCUCCCUGUCAACAGAAGAAGUCAUUAAAGUUAUUGGCUUCAAAAUUAAUAAGCUCAUAGCAAGUAUCUGUGAGAAUAAUGAAGUCAGCCAGUUUUCAGCCAAAGUGGAAUUACCACUAAAUUUUCCUGGUCUUUAUAAAGUUGUGGCAGAUAAGACCCCAUAUGUCAGCAUUGAAGAGAUUGUAAGAAAGGUCUCUAUUGGGCCAGCAAGGUUUGGCCAUCCUUGUUUCUACAGCACUGAGGAUAUACAAUUGGCAAACUUCACUAUCAAACAUGAUGAGCAGAUCACCUUCAACUCAGUGGAAGAAGUCCAUGGAACAAUGGCUGUGAACUGUGUCGUGGUCAGAAAUAACCAGUCUCAUUCCUUUACUUUGCCCCUUUCACAAGAAGGAGAAUUCUACGAGUGUGAAGAUGACCAGAUAUACACCCUAAAAGAGAUUGCAGAGUGGAAAAUCCCUAAGUGUAGAAACCGGAUUGUUAAACUUUCCAAUACUUUACAUAUGUGGGACGCCUCUAGUCCACUUCCUGAGAAUUUUGAUGGCUGUUUGAUUCUCAUGCCUGUCUACGAAGUGCAGGCAGUAACGAAAUUUCGAAAGGACAUAGUUCAUAUUCUCUCAGAUCUGGAUGUUGAGGUCAAGGAUGUAACAGACUGUUAUGAUAUUAGCUCUUUCCUUCAGCCACUUUCUUUGGAAGAUAUAUUUGAGAGAACAAACAAAGACUUUCCUAUGGUUGCUGAGAUAAUGGAAGGGCCUUCGGGAAGCCAAAAACCUUAUAACUUAUUGUCUGCAGGGAAAGAGAUUGUCAUCUACAAAAAGUACCAGGCAGCAAGAGUCCUAGCCUCUGAGAUGAGAAGUGAUUCCUCCAAAAGACAUUAUUUAAUCCCUAUGAGCUACAAAGGAAAGUUCAAGAGAAGGCCUCGGGAGUUUCCAACUGCCUAUGACUUAGAGAUAGCAAGAAGUGAAAAAGAACAUCUUCAUGUUGUAGCAACUAAAGCCUUUUCUUCCCCUUUUAAAGAGCUUUUAUCUGUUUCAGUUGGAGAUCAAUUUCUAGUUCAGCAAUGCCAGACUAGUGAAGUUCUGUAUGAGGGAAGAAAGAAACUCAUAGAUGUUUUAGCUUGUGACCAAAUACUUAGUGAUUCAUAUAAAAAAGUGCUCCUCCCCAUGUACAUGGAAGGUGGCUUUGUGGAAGUGAUUCAUGACAAGAAACAGUACCACCUUUCUGAGAUUUGCAAAGAAUUCCAUUUGCCUUUCAAUGUCAAAGUGUCUGUGAGGGACCUUUCCAUCGAGAAGGAUGUCUUGGCUGCCGCACCUGGUCUUCAGUUUGAAGAAGAAAUCACAGACUCUUACUUGCUGAUCAGUAGUGCCAGUAGUCCAGCAGAGAGCUGGGAGAUCCCUGUGUAUCGCUUAAACAUGCUGGUCCAUUUGCUCAGCAAAGAUGUCCAGACAGUUGUACCACCUGUGACUAGGACAACAGUGGAAGAAGUCAGCAAAGAGGAAUACUAUAUGUUGCGAAGAUAUGAAAACCUGACCCUUCAUCCACCACCCAGGCCUCCCAAAAAGCCAACAGCAGCACCACCACCACCUAUUUUUGCAGUGCCUAAGCAAGGUGUGUCUGAUGUACAACAGGCUCCAAAGAAUUUCUACAUAGACACCACCAAGAAAUUGUGCUCAAAUCAAGCUGCUGAUGUUUUGGAAUUGCAAGUUAGUUGUCAAAAUGAUGUGGUGCAUCGUGAGAAUAAGGACAUGACUGGGAAAGCUACACUAGUGGAAACCACUGUGACUAAAGGCCUAGCAAGAAACUAUGAGGCAGAAGAGGAAGAGGAAGAAGAGCAUGACUACAGUUAUAUUGAUGAAAACAUAGUUGAAAACAUAAGAAAAGUAUUUCAUGACACCAGCAUUAGAAAUGAGCAUUCACUGUCCAGAGGAAGAAGAGACAUCUAAAGAAAAAUAAUUCUGUAAUGAACUGGAAACAAGUAGAAAACUGUGUCCUCACAUCAAGAC